Molecule: messenger RNA, 1421 nt
Organism: Urocitellus parryii (Arctic ground squirrel)
Lineage: Eukaryota; Metazoa; Chordata; Mammalia; Rodentia; Sciuridae
Gene: Gdpd1
Product: glycerophosphodiester phosphodiesterase domain containing 1
Biological process (GO): glycerophospholipid catabolic process; N-acylethanolamine metabolic process
Cellular component (GO): endoplasmic reticulum membrane
Molecular function (GO): phosphatidylcholine lysophospholipase A1 activity; phosphoric diester hydrolase activity
Source: RefSeq, a predicted model, not a curated record
GCGCUACACCCUUGGCACCAGCUGGGGGCGAGCAGACCUCGAGCAGCCGCCGCCGCCGCAGCCGUUGCGAUCGCAGCAGCGGGGUUCAGAGGCCCCGGAGGUGGGUGACUUCCCACUCGGUGACUGAGAUGUCGUCCACCGCAGCUUUUUACCUUCUCUCCACCCUAGGAGGGUACUUGGUGACCUCAUUCUUGUUGCUUAAAUACCCGACUUUGCUGCACCAGAGAAAGAAGCAGCGAUUCCUCAGUAAACACAUCUCUCACCGUGGAGGUGCUGGAGAAAAUUUGGAGAAUACAAUGGAAGCCUUUCAGCAUGCAGUCACACUUGGAACUGAUAUGUUGGAAUUGGACUGCCAUAUCACAAAAGAUGAACAAGUUGUAGUAUCACAUGAUGAGAACCUGAAGAGAUCAACUGGGGUCAAUGUAAACAUCUCUGAUCUCAAAUACUGUGAGCUCCCGUCUUACCUUGGUAAACUGGACGUCCCAUUUCAAAGAGCGUGCCAGUGUGAAGGAAAAGAUAACCGAAUUCCAUUACUGAAGGAAGUUUUUGAUGCCUUUCCUAAUACCCCCAUUAACAUCGAUAUCAAAGUCAACAACAAUGUGCUGAUUAAGAAGGUUUCAGAAUUGGUGAAGCAGUAUAAGCGAGAACACUUAACAGUAUGGGGUAAUGCCAGUUAUGAAAUUGUAGAAAAGUGCUACAAAGAGAAUUCAGAUAUUCCUAUACUCUUCAGUCUACAACGUGUUCUGCUUAUUCUUGGCCUUUUCUUCACUGGCCUCUUACCUUUUGUGCCCAUUCGAGAACAAUUUUUUGAAAUCCCAAUGCCUUCUAUCAUACUGAAGCUAAAAGAACCACACACCAUGUCCAGAAGUCAAAAGUUUCUCAUCUGGCUUUCCGAUAUUUUAUUAAUGAGGAAAGCUUUAUUUGACCACCUCACUGCCCGAGGCAUUCAAGUGUAUGUUUGGGUAUUAAAUGAAGAACAAGAGUACAAAAGAGCUUUCGAUUUGGGAGCAACUGGAGUGAUGACAGAUUAUCCAACAAAGCUCAAGGAUUUUUUACAUAAUUUUUCAGCAUAGAAAAAGGAAGUAUUCAAAGAAAACACAAAAAGACCUAAGAAAAUAAAAUUUCACCGUCAUUUCCCUAAGAUAUUUCCAGAAUGGUAAAAGUUUUAAUCAGUUAAGUUUUUAUUACCUCAUUUUUAAGCCUGUAUGAGAAUGUAGAAACAAUAUAUUGUAUAUUUAUUUCAAACAAUAUUGCAUAUUUCACAUUUGUAAAUUGUUUAGAAAGAUAACUUGUUUUGAGAUGUAAGUAGAUUAUUAAGAUGUCUGUAUAUACCAGUGUGGUGGAACAUUCCUGUAAUCCCAGCAGCUCGGGAGGCUGAGGUAGGAGAAUAACAAGUUUGAAGCCAGCCUCAGCAAUUUAGC